ACAUUUUGAUGUUCUCUGAUCAACUGUUGCAAACCGUGUGUUCCGUAGAAGGGAAAAAAUGACACCGCGAGUGAGUAAUAAGUGUCGCGCGACUCCACACACGAGGAUCUCUCCUCUUUCUCUUCGGUUCGUGUUCUAUACGCACGGUCACCGGUUCGAUAGCGCUGUUCUGCUAUACCAAGUGUCGCGUGUCACGUGCGAUCACGUGUGCAUGCGAAACCGAAGUCGAAGGAGAACCGCGCCAGUUAGACGGUCGAUCUGGCUAGUAGUCUGUCUCUCCUCGUCGUCGAGCGCCGCGCGAGAUGACACUUUUCACCGUUCCUCGUGUCGUUCCCUUUACAGCUGCGCUUCAAGCGCGACUGGAUGGCGCGUGCCCGCGUGCAGAACCGUGUCUUUCGGUUUCGUUUGAUAUCUCGCUUGCUCUUUGCCCUGUUUGUCUUCUCCUUUGUUUCUUUUUCGUUCUGCGUUUAAGUAGUGGUGAGCAAACGUUUCUUUUUGGUUCUAUCGUGAACUCUGAUUAUCCGUGAGAUACGUGAUUAACUCACAGUGACCGAUUCUCUUUAUCUUGUCCUUAAGGGCGGUUCGGAUGCACAGCGACAACAAAGAAUAAUACAAGACAGAAAUAAUACAGAGGGUGAAUAAGAAGGGGGAGACUAUAAUGGAGGGAGUAACGCAAAUCGAUUUACACCGGGUAAAGAUCUUACGAAAGAAAAAUGUAUAUAUCUCUGUUACCGACCGAUGAAAACGGCCGAUGUAACGCGGAUGCUGAUUAUGUUUUUGCAGGAUAAAAAACGAUAUUUAGUCGAAUCAGGCAGCGAUUAAAGGGGCAAUUACGUAACUAGCAGAAUGACUAUAAGCAGAAAAGCGUUGAAAUCUAUAGUGGAUAAAAUUGGGGAGCUUUGACAUUCUGACCUAUGCCGUUAAGGCACGUAUCUCUCAUGUAGAUAAGUACCAAUCGAAUUGUUUCAAUGUGACGUACCUUCCUGGUAAAUAUUUGAGUUUUAUCCAGUGUUUGGUGAAGAAUAACUAGUAACAGCGAAUUCCAACGGCAUGAAAAAAUUAAAUAAUAAAAAUUAAUACUAUGGAACUACUAUCUUCAUAUUCUUCUUCGUUUACUCAUGCAGUUUCUAUUCUCCAAGAAUCCCGAACUUUUCAGCUGAAAUACUGUCUUGACGUUUCUCGAAGGAGCAAGGGAUAAAAAAGACGUUAUCGUCACGUUAUCGUCACGUGCUGGUGUUAGCUAAUAAGAAGCUAGAGUUAGAGGAUAAUGAAGAAAAUUGGCACGCGUCGCGCACGCGGUCCAAGUUUUACUCCAUUCUAAAAAAAAUCGUUCCGUUGGAAUUUAACUAGUUAAGAGACAAGUGUCGCGUUGCGAACAAUACACAACUGAUCGUAUUGUAUGCCCGGCUCGACCAUGAGGGACUGGUAAAAAUCAAUGACGCAUGGUUGGAAAUUAGACGCUGCAUCAUCGUCUAAACUUACUCUAUUUAAAGUAUUGUUUAUGAAAUUUUGAUGUAAAAUGAAUGUCAUUUGCUCUAUAUGUAGCGAUCAAUUAAUACAGUCUGAUAAUAUUUUCUAUACGAGAUGUGGACACGUAUUUCAUCUGCAUUGUUUAACGUCGUGGCUUGAAAGAUCAAAAAGCUGUCCACAAUGCAGAGAGAAAGUUACACAGAGUAAAAUUCAUAGGCUUUAUUUUACAUUUUCAAGCAAUGACCUGAUAGUUGAGACUCAAGGCUCGACAUUGCAAGAAAAAGUAGACAGAUUGAAAUUUCAAAUUUUGCUAAAGGAAAAGGACAUCCAAUAUUAUUCCUCAAAAAAUGUCACUUUAGAAAAACAAAACGCUGGCUUAAAGCAAGAAGUUCGAAAAGUAGAGAGUGAGAUUAACAAAAAAAACGCAGCCAUACAUGCUUUGAAGGAGCAGAUAAAUUAUUUCAAAGAACAGAGUUCUCACUGUGAUAAUCUAAAGAGAGAAAUUAGUCAGUUAAAAAAUAAGAUUGACGACCUUAGGCCAAUACAAGUAUUAUUACAUGCUCCUAUCAGUGAUGUUAGUAAAAUGGUUGGAAAAACUAAAGAUCCUGAAACACUUACUAUGUAUAUUUCUAUCAUGAAAAGAGAAUUAAUUACAAGAUUUAAUAAAUGUAAACAAUUACGCAUGAGUGUUAAAAAGCUCCAAGAAGAACUCUCUAAAGUUAAUACAAAAUCUGAUACCUCAUUAGAACGAAUGGACUUAGAAGAAAAGCUAGCAUUUUCAGAGAGCAGAAAUAUAGCAUUACAAAAACGAGUUAAUGAAUUAGAAGAGAUACUUGACAUCAAUGAGCAGAGUAAUAGUAAAUUAGACGUCCAAGUAGCAGAAGAUGUAAACAAUAUUUCUAUAAAAAAUCCAAUUGAAGAAACAUCAAAAAAACACAGUCAAGACAUUUCAAAUAAAAAUUCUAUAUUAAAUUGCACUACUAAACAAACAACUGAAAAGAUAUGCAAUGCUAAAACCAUACAACAAAAAAUACAGAAUUGUGAGGCAGAUAAUGAUACAAGUGAUUUGAAACUAGAUUUAAUAGAUUGGAACUCCGCCAAAAAUUAUUCAAUAGGGUCUAAGAGAUUUAAAUUAUCAGAAGAUGAUGUAAACGUUUCACAUACAAGUCAUAACGAUGAAUCCUCAAAUAGUUCUAUAUCAAAGAAAAGAAGAAAAAAUAAUACAAAAAAAAAGGUAUCUGACAUUGAAGACGAACACAAUAGUAGUGUGAUUGAUCUUACCUAAGGAGUUCCUAUAAGUACUGCAUAUUUUUUUAUAUAAAUCAUUAUUUAUAUUUUAAAAGUAUAUAUAGUAUUUUAUCAUUGUAAUUAAUGGACUUUUCCUGAGUUUUAGAAAAAUAAAAUAUUCUACUUUUA
This is a messenger RNA of Bombus pyrosoma, 2886 nucleotides long. RefSeq names its product E3 ubiquitin-protein ligase TRAIP-like. Lineage: Eukaryota; Metazoa; Arthropoda; Insecta; Hymenoptera; Apidae. The transcript is spliced from 11 exons. The coding region runs from base 1520 to 2755 and encodes 411 amino acids. The record is from RefSeq and is a predicted model, not a curated record.